UUCCGCAAAACCAAAAUAUAAUAAGUUGUGUAACAUGUAAUUAUCUUCUUUCAGACUAUGCAUCAGAAUUAAAGAUCAUCUAAGGCCCACUAUAAUCAUUGUUAGUAUUUAUCAAUUUUAACACAUCUCACUGUAUGGUAUAAAAAAAAAUUAUCGCUUUCAAGCUCAAGGUGGAAAAGCAAACAACAAUGGUUAGAAAAUUCGAAGGGAAAGAGAGUGGGGAGGGGGGAGUUUGUUUAAGUCUUGCAGUCCUUUUCAAGCUAAACUUCGAGAAAAGUCAUAUUCUAAAUAACUCAAUAUCUGGGAAGAUGAACUGCUUAAGUAUUCAUUAAAUAUGCAUGGAGUGUCAAAUGGAAUGAAGAGAGUAUUGUAAUAUUUAAUUUUUCUUCAGUGGUAUUCUUCAACAGAAACGGGGGACUGCGCAUAUGGCAGCAAAUCUCAGCUAGCCUGGAAGCACAACAUUUUCCACUGAUUUUAAGUAUAAUCAUGCAAUUCGAGGAGAUGCAUCUAUAUAUUAUCUUAAGGUCAAUUUGCAAAUUAUAAUAAGCUUUUCUUAGUACUUUGUCUCUAUGGAAGUAUUCCUUUCAGGCAUCUAAGGGCGGCAUGUUAUACUUCUACACCGGAUUGGAAUAAACCUUGUUCUUGGUUUCUUCAGCACCAUGUCUAAAAGGGCCUCCAAAAUCCAGCAAUUUUCUAGAACAGUUAUUCAUUUAAUCCAUAUACGAGCACAGGAUGUGGCUUAUCUGACUGGCACCUGGAGCAAUAGCGGAAGACUACUGCCGGCAGUAACUUGGCUGAUGUCAAUAUGCUGACAUUGCUGCUUAAUGUUAACAUACCAGUUUCUAAUCAUAUUAUCACCCUCAGGAAUCAGGAUAGCUACCUGCCAUUAAAAACCAUUGUUGCUAAACAAUGCCAAGUUCUGAAGAGGUUCAUCAGAAACUUUUAUAGAACUCAGCUACAAUCCCUCUACUGAUUUACAAAUUACAACAAGCUUGGCUUCGAAACAAGUUCUUAGGUUUAGGGUCGGCCUUCACACCAAAGGACUCGUGUAGUUCAACACAACCAAGUCCUCCUUGUUAACUAAAGGUUCUUAAAUGGUCGCUUUCCAUUGAAGAUUUAAAAAUUUAGAGGCUGAUGUUUCCUCCCAAUUGAAUAUAUUUUUGCCGUUGGUUGCCACUCUAAUAUCAUUUGAGAAUUAAGUUUUUUUUUUUUCUCCCUUCUGACUAUUUAUCCUGGAGUCGGAUUGAUAGAGGCGUGGAAGUCGAGCUAAAUUAAAGGUAUAAUCAAGGUUUAUUAUAUGCUAAAUACUCAUAUUAACUAAUGAUCAUAUGGCAUAUACUAAUCUUUUAUAAGAUUAAAAAACCAUGGAUAGAAUACGAACUGGAAACCAUCAACUGUUGAUAGUUCCCAGUUUUAGAACAUUGCUCUUGUCAUUGUCAGCAUGCCUUUCGUUAUCGUGACUUAUUUUUAUUUUCUUGAAUAGCUGACAUUCAUAUCCAAGCUUGCAACAAGAAAUGUUUUAGUCAGUUUGGCUUGGUCUUCUCUUCAGAGCUGACUCUAAUUUCUUCCACCAAAUCCCCUACUUGCUCCUUUUCCCAGUGGUCACUUUCGGUUUCUUUAAUACUCCUACUCACUUCCUUUUUUGUUCUCGGAGGGUUUGACUACUUUGGUUUCUCAUUCUUAGGCUCCCUUGGUCCUUUCUUUCCAUGAAUCUCUUUGUUUCAUAAUUUUUUCUUGCUGAUACGUACAGCAGUAAAUUCCCUGUGGUGUUCUUGUCUCCCAACCCCCUCGAUCCCAUGGGUAGGAACAAUGAAGGAGAGGUUCUUUACAGUGCAGGAUCUAAGGCCAGGAUGGAAGGUCAAAAGAAAAAAUCUCUUCUUGCAUCUAUAACCAAACCUGGAGUCGAAAAUAGCAGACCAAGCAGUAUGGUUGUGAAGAAAGCACAUACCGUAGUUCCUGCACAUAUCUUGGCAGAAGCCAUAUCGACAAUUCGUGGUCUUGACCUCAGAUGGUCAGGUCCGAUAACAACAACAGAAAUGCAAUAUGUUGAGCAGUAUGUCUUGGCGAAAUACCCCCAAUACGCUGGCUUUAUCGGAGAGAAGGUUGAUCUAUCUACUCUUUGUAUCAACGAGGAGAUUUCAGAGCCUUCACCUGACGACAAGAAUAAGUCACCAAGGGCUAGUCCGAGAGAGGUCUCCAUACCAUCCUUGGGAAGCAAUCACCCUGACUUGGAUAGAACCCAGUUAGAGCCAUCAAGACUGCUUGAUAUUCUCACAGAGAAAUCCUCAUUUCCAGGGAGUUUCGUAUCAAUACCUGAAAUUCAAGCUCAGCACAAAGUUCUGAGGCACUGUGGAUUACUCGAUAAUGAGUAUCUUGUCCUAUUCACUCAAAACUACAAAGAUGCAAUGAUGUUAGUAGGGGAGAGCUACCCUUUCUUCAGAGGGAAAUUCUACAUGACUGCUAUCGGGGAAGAAAUGGAUUAUGUAAAGGAAUUCGCCAGUUACAAGGAAUCAAAAGUGAUCCCGACGCCAGAGACUUGGUUGGAUUUGAGAAUCAAGGGAUCACAGCUCAGCCAGUAUUUUAGAAGGAAGUGUAAGCACAGCCCUAAGGGGCUGUUCUCAUACCCAGCUGAUGUGCAUGGAACUCGUUAUUCUAUGCAUUGGGUAUCAGAAGCCCAUCGGAACUCAUGGCAUGUUCUGCUGGACGCAACUGCACUUGUUGUGGGAAAGGAUAGGUUGAAUCUUGCACUUCACAGGCCUGACUUUGUGCUGUGCAGCCCUGACAAUACCCCUACUAAUCCUUCAACAAUCACAUGCCUUCUUGUUAGGAAGAGAUCUUUUGAUACAACAACAGCUUCUUCUUAGCUCGAAGAUUAAGAAGAGGUUUUUGUUUGUGAUUUUUGAGCAUGCUUGGACUGGUUAAUUAAGCAAAGUCAAUACAUGUUUUCACCUUGGUGUCUGAAAUCGGUAAUCUGAUUUGGUUAAUUUUAACCUGUCAUUGAAGUGUCCUUCACCCUACGAAUAAUCCUAUCA
Populus trichocarpa (black cottonwood) is the source of this 3032-nucleotide messenger RNA. RefSeq lists its product as uncharacterized. The coding region runs from base 1797 to 2864 and encodes 355 amino acids. The transcript is spliced from 3 exons. NCBI's taxonomy places the organism in Eukaryota, Viridiplantae, Streptophyta, Magnoliopsida, Malpighiales, Salicaceae. The record is from RefSeq and is a predicted model, not a curated record.